UUUGAAAUUUGGUCGGACUUUUAAUUCAAGUUCCGAGGAUCCAGUUUUAGUUUUCAAGUUUGCAUUUAUAAUUUAUACAAUUUCCAUUAUAAAAUAGACCUGUUGGAAUGUGAUAAGUUAUAUCUAUAGACAGUCAUUGAAUAAUUGUUGUUAUAUUUAUAUAUAAAAAAAACUUGAUAAAAAUCUCAACCAAGAUAAAACUUCUGAAAGAUAAAUCGCUUUCAACUCUGCUUACUAAAAACUCCAAAAAGUUUUUUUUGUCUUUCUAACUCUACAUUGAGACUUGAGAGGUUUCAAACAUGUUGCGGGGAAUCAAAAUUUGGAAUUCCAAAGGCUUCACUCUUGAGCCCUAUAUCACAUCACUUCAACUGGUUAGCAAUUAUACUUCAACGAAACCAGCUCUAAACUCGCAGAAUUUACCCCAACUUCCCGUACCAAAACUUGAAGAUACCGUGAAUAAGUAUUUAAAAACUGUACGACCUUUCCUUAAUGAGAAUGAGUUUUCCAAUACUUCUAAACUUAUGAAUAACUUUGCUUCGGAGGGUGGUAUUGGGCAGAAGCUGCAGAGUUUAUUAGAAAAUAGAGCUACUAAGCACAUAAAUUGGCUUGAAGAAUGGUGGCUAAACACAGCAUAUUUGGAAUACCGUGAUCCAGUUGUUGUAUUUUCUAGUCCCGGCUUAGUUUUUCCAUUACGAAAAUUUAGUAAUCAAACUGAACAAUUGGAAUAUGCUGCUAAAACAUUGCUCGCAGCUGUAAACUAUAAAUCCCUUAUUGAUAAUGACAAAAUACCAUUAGAAAUGAUGGGAAAGAAUCCAUUGGAUAUGUCGCAGUAUAAAAAAAUAUUUGGUACUUGUCGCAUACCACAUCCUAAGAGAGAUAAGCUGUCUUUCAAUAAUAGCAAAUAUGUUACUGUUAUUCAUAAUAACCAUCUAUUUCACUUAGACCUCUGGGGCAGCGACGAUAAAAGAUUGAGUUGUGAUCAAAUUGUUGAAGGACUGAAGAAAAUCGUAGCAUCAUCGGCGUCCCCCGCUAAAGAUGCUGUUGGGAUCCUUACAUCGGAAAAUAGAGAUAAUUGGGCCAAGGCUUAUGAGCUUUUAAGUAAAGAUGAAAACAAUCGCCGUAGUCUAGCAGACGUUGAGCGCAGUAUUGCAGUGCUAUGUCUGGAUAAACCAAGUGGCGUAUGGCAGGCCGAUGAAAGCGCUAGACGCUCAAUAGCGGGCGCUCAUACUAUACACGGCGCCGGCGCAUCAGCUAAUGGUGGGAACCGGUGGUUCGAUAAAACUGUACAGUUCAUAGUUGGCGCUGAUGGUAUAACAGGCCUUACAUACGAACAUUCCCCAGCAGAAGGACAACCUAUUGCUGUGUUGACAGAUUUUAUUAUUAAUUAUAUUGAUAAGAAUACUGUGAGUGAAGAGUCAUCGUCGUCGCCAAUUGAGCCCGUACAACUAAAAUUCAAUGUUAACAGCGAUGUUUCAAAGAUGAUAGACGAAGCUAAAAAUAAUUUGAACAAGUUAGUUGAAGAUCUAGAAUUGAACUGUUUCAAGUUCGACAAAUAUGGAAAGAACUUUAUAAAGACACAAAAACUCAGUCCGGACAGUUAUUUGCAAAUGGCGAUGCAGUAUGCAUUUUACAGACUACACAAAACGCCUGGCGCUCACUACGAAUCGGCGGCGACGCGAAUGUACGCGGGCGGACGUACUGAGACUAUUCGUUCGUGUUCUGUAGAGUCCAUAGAGUUCGCUAAGACUAUGUUACACCCACAAGCAACGCCGAAGGAAAAACUAAAUGCUUUAAAGAAUGCUGUUAACGCGCACAAAAAUUAUACUGUUAUGGCGCUACAAGGACUUGGAGUGGACAGACAUCUCUUAGGUCUCAAAUUGACGGCUUUGGAGAAUGGUAUAGAGCUACCACCGAUUUACGCAGACCCGGGAUAUACUCGCAGUGCACAUAUGAGAAUAUCGACGAGUCAGGUCGCCUGCAAAUGCGAUGGUUUCAUGUGUUACGGACCGUUGGUGAGUGAUGGUUACGCCACGUGCUAUAAUCCGCGCGAUUCUGAUGUUAACUUCGCUACUUCCGCGUUCCGAAGACAUCCUGAUACCUCCUGUGACGCGUAUCGUAGUGCUCUAGAAAACUCAUUGAAGGAUAUGCACGAUGUUCUCGUGCAAAACACGCAAUCAAAACUAUAAAUAUAUUGGUUACGACAUUGUUAUAAACGUUUUUACUCGCCAUGUUGACAGUUUUCAACUUUUAAUAUUAUGAUUUUGUAUUUAUUUAUAACUUUUAAAACAACAUAGUAUGCAUACUUAAAUAAUACAAGAAAAUAUAUUACAUAUAUCUACAAAUCAAUAACAUGAAAAGAAAUUAGCAAAGAAAAAAGAGCACAGGGCAAUGCGUACUAGAGGCAUGGACGGGCCCGUAAAUUUAUUGAAUUAUUCCAAAAUAGUUUUUAUAUGUAAAAUAAAUAUGAACUAUAUGAUUAAUAUAUUUUUACGUAUUGACAGAUUCUUACUUAUGUGUUUAAGAUGUCGUAUAUAUGAAUAAAUGUAUAUUGAAUCGUUA
Pieris rapae (cabbage white) is the source of this 2559-nucleotide messenger RNA. RefSeq names its product carnitine O-acetyltransferase (gene CRAT). Gene Ontology annotation, biological process: carnitine metabolic process, CoA-linked. The record is from RefSeq and is a predicted model, not a curated record. Gene Ontology annotation, molecular function: carnitine O-acetyltransferase activity. The transcript has 14 exons. The coding region runs from base 300 to 2186 and encodes 628 amino acids. NCBI's taxonomy places the organism in Eukaryota, Metazoa, Arthropoda, Insecta, Lepidoptera, Pieridae. Gene Ontology annotation, cellular component: peroxisome.